AUGGAGACAACAUUAGAAUCUGACCCACAAUCGAAAUUCUAUGCGUCGUCGCAUGACACAGCACUAUGCAUCAUCCCUCCUCAAUGCCAUUGGCCAGCCAUCAACCAGCUGCGAAGACUCAACGACAAGGCCUACGCCAAGUGGCCACCACACAUCAACCUUGUCUAUCCCUUUGUGCACCCCAGUGCUGUCCAAGACGCUGCCACGACUCUUGUUCAGCUCGAUUUUCUGUCUAGUCUACUUCCACGACGGGUCUGUCUCUCAGAUGCGGACGUCUUUGUGCACGACAAACACAGGACGCUGUAUUUGAAACCAAAUGACACAGCAGCGACCGACUUGCUCAGGCUUGUGAACAAGGUCCGCUUGUCACUAGGCUGGUCGGCACAGUUAGAAUAUCAUCCUCAUUUGACUGUUGGUCAGAGCGACGAGGCAUGCUCGAGUACACAUGAUUUCCUAAUGCAUAAAGCCCGUCUGCUGACACCAGUGUCUUGGGAUGCGCCACAACUUGCCAUUAUGGUCCGCGAUACUUGCCGAGAUGCCGCGGAUGGGCUUCGGCGGAUGAAGCUCUGGAAACGUUUCAAUGUUGAAUCAAGAGACUGGGUCGAGCUUGCGCUUCCUCGGGACGAACUUGUCUUUGUCGACGAUAAGAAUGGCCACUCUCAGGCCUCUAGAGCAUAUGCGCAGCCUGCUUAUCAGUGGCACCCAAGCAAUGGAAUCUGGAAGAUUUUUGAUGCUUCAUCGCUGAAGCCAAGUUCAAACGUCCUGACUUCUCUCAUUGUUGCUACUUAUAAUGUUCACGCCGAGGUUCAUUGGCCGCCCGACACGUCGAGGAAUUCGGCUCUCAUUGCCAACCUCUUAUCCCGACGUGCCGAAGCUGAUGUACUCGUCCUAGAAGAAGUGUCUGACCACUUUCUUCCCGACCUCCUCAGAGACAAAGUCGUUUGCGCCAAGUACCCUUACUGUACUCAUGGCCCGCCUGAUCAGCCUGGGAUUGGCCCUCUCCCCAGUCUCCUCAAUAUUGUAAUUUUGAGCAAGUUUCCACUGUCAUGGAAAUACCUCCCGCUCCACCGCCGACACAAAGGGUCUGCGGUCGCGACGUUUCCGACCAUCUCGUUUUUCGCUCCUCUGUCCGAGGCCAUUACCGAGCCGCUCAUCGUCGUGGGCUGUCACUUGAGCCAGGGCCUGACGCAUGACGCCCUCUCGUCUAAAAAGGCCCAAGUUUCAAGUUUGCAGCAGCAUCUCCAUCAAAAGUACAACAAGAACCCGUGCAUAAUUGCCGGCGACUUCAACGUGACAACCUCCUCCUACACGAUUGACAUGGCGCAAAGAGGUGGCGCUCUCUCCAAGAAUGGUAGACCGUGUCUAGACGAUACCCACGAUGUGCUAUCCAAAAGUGGGUUCGACGAUGCCUGGUUAGCUACGAAACUGACAACCGGUGAAUCGUCCGAGGUGGUGCUAGCCAACGAGGCCAUCAUGGAUCUCUACGAGGGAGAGCAAGGUGCCACAUUCAAUCCGCUCGAGAACAAGUUGGCUAAAAAGCUCGUCGGUGGUGGAGCAUUAGACAAACGACCUCAACGCUACGAUCGCAUUCUGUAUAGUUUGCAGCUCCCUCUACGACCUGCUGCUUUCAACAUGUUUGGCAAAGAUGUCAUGACGCAGAUUGCUGAUCAAAGCUUGGUCCACGCUAGUGAUCACUGGGGUAUCCGUUGUCUUUUUGCGGAGAAGAACACGCGUACUGGUGUUUCCGUGGGCAGCAUCUUGGAUCGUGUAAAGGCUAUCGAGCUGACCAAAGCCGCGGAUUCCUUGGGUGGGUUUGAAGACCUCAAGCGGGCAUUGCUUGCCUGUGGAUAUGUGCCAACCACAAGUGAACAAGGGACAAGGAGGCAAGCAAUUACCAUUUUGGAAAAUGUCUUGCUGGGCAUUGACCAGGCAAAGCCGGAGAAACAAGGUCGCGGACAUGUUGGCUUGAUCCUCGUUCCAGUAGGCUCAUACGGUCUUGGUGUGUGGACGAGCUCCGACCAUGUCGACUGCCUCUGCAUUGGGACGAUGAGCUCCAAGACAUUUUUCCGCAUGGCCCUUCAGCGCCUGAGAAAGGCCUCUGAUGGAGGAAUGCGCAUAUUGAGAAAGGCCUCGACCAGCACUGGCACCAUGCUAAAGCUCCAGAUUCUUGGCAUCAAAUUUACUCUUCAUUACUGCGCCGCCACCUCCAUAGUAGAAAAAUAUCCUCGGGUUAUGAACUUGCCCUCCGACCACCCCGAAUUCGCUCUCCCCGUUCAGACCUUGGCCAAGCUAAAGCCCGCCAGGGACCUGUACUACCUUUUGCGUUCCAUCCCUGAUCUGGCCAAGUUUAGAGUUGCUUUCCUUUUCAUCAAGGCCUGGGCCAGCUCGCGCGGCAUCUACGGCGCCCGGUUCGGUCUCUUAAGCGGCAUCCACAUUACGGUUCUGCUCGUCCCCAUCUGCAAGCAGCUUGCAGCCAUCUCAAUGGCUGUGUCGACAACGGACAUUCUCACUACAUUUUUUAGCCACUAUGCCGAUCUUGAAUGGGAAACGCAUGUUGUAUUAGAUCCAUUCUAUCAUAGAGAGCUACGCUAUCACCGGACGUCGAGGGAGCCUUUCUGUCUCUUGGGGUGGCAUGCGCCAGCUUUAAAUACCGCCAUGGCUGCUUCGACACCUACUGUCAAGUCAAUCGCCGCUGAACUCUCCAAAGCGAAUUCUCUAUUGUCCCAACCAGGUGCAACUUGGGGUACUAUUCUUGGUCCUGCCAGUACAGCAGCCUCCGGGGUGCGCGAUUUCCUCCAGAACUUCAAAAGCUAUGUCAAGAUUGAUGCCCGAUUUUGGGGACCGUCUCCUUCGAGCGGCCGCAAGUUUCUGAGCUGGUUGGAGUCGCGCUGCGUUGCGGUUCUAGCUGACAUGACUAGAAAAGCACCAUCCCUCCUGCCCCGACUAUGGCCUGGGCGAUUCAUUGACCGCCCCAAUACCGAUACAGUAACAGGCUCGGAGUAUCACUGCUUUUAUCUCAUCGGCCUAGCGUGGAACAGCGAAGACGGUGACCGCGCCAAAGACGACGCCAAAGCCACCAAGUUGGUCAUCGACGGCCUUUCAAACGACUUCGAAAAUAGAAUACGCAGUGAUGCCAAAUAUUACGACGCCGAUUCUUGCUGGAUGGCCGCCAGCGUUGUCAACACUUCCGAUAUUGCCUCGGCGGUUCUCGACCCAGAUUAUCUCGAUGACGCCGACGUAGCAUUCGAUGAUUUUGAGGAAGAUGAUGUCGACAGCAGUUCUGACGGGGCAGACGAGGACGAAGAACCAGCUCUCGAUAGCAGCGACGACAAAGCAGGUUCGUCGCACGCCAAGUCACGCCGUGCCGCCACUCGCCAUGUAAAGCUCAAUGUGCCCACGUCCGUCAAGCCCGAGGACAUGGGUAGGUUCCGCCCGGCGUCCGAUGUCCUCAACCGGCUGCGCUGGGACCGUGCCCUAGACGCUGAUGACUUCAUCGUUGGUUUCGAGGAUCGCUUCGCGGGGCCUCAGGAAAAGGCGCUUGCGCAGUGGAAGACGGAGCAGACGGACGAGGAGUUCAUUCCACAGCACCGCAUCCUCUACUUCAAACGACGCAGCGACGACCGCGUUGUCUGGGAGCGCAAGACACGCAUUGAUCGUAUAUUCGGCAGUGGUGUGGUAGCCGCAGACAGCGCAGUGGAAUAG
Beauveria bassiana ARSEF 2860 is the source of this 3702-nucleotide messenger RNA. RefSeq names its product endonuclease/Exonuclease/phosphatase protein. The record is from RefSeq and is a predicted model, not a curated record. Gene Ontology annotation, molecular function: poly(A) RNA polymerase activity; RNA binding. The coding region runs from base 1 to 3702 and encodes 1233 amino acids. Lineage: Eukaryota; Fungi; Ascomycota; Sordariomycetes; Hypocreales; Cordycipitaceae. The transcript has 3 exons. Gene Ontology annotation, cellular component: nucleus.